Messenger RNA from Protopolystoma xenopodis, 198 nucleotides. The record is from the annotation of a GenBank genome assembly. NCBI's taxonomy places the organism in Eukaryota, Metazoa, Platyhelminthes, Monogenea, Polystomatidea, Polystomatidae.
GCCGAAAUGCCACUUUCUCCUUCGAACAGCAGCUCAUCAAAUCUUUACCCUGUGGAAAAAGAGAGCCCCGUCUUUGUCAGAGGCGAACCCUUGAGGGAAGAAAAGCUGAAAAAGGUGGACAGAGAAGGCGAUAAGGAGGAUCGGUCGAAAGAGAACGGAUGCAGAAUUUCCUCUUAUUCUGUCCAUGCCAUGCUCUGA